AUGGCCUCCUCCGACCCGUCCCUCCGCCAGCGCCGGCCCUCCGUCUCCGAAUCCCUCCUCACAACCAUCAAGCAAGCUGAGCGCAAAGUCGAGCAAAAGCUCCUCCUCCUCUGGGACGACCUCCCCUCCUGGCGCCGCGACAACGCCUUCAUCCGCUCCGGCUACCGCCCCAUCCGCCCCUCCUACGCCGAGUCCGCCCGCUCACUCUUCUACCUGCACAACGAGUCCGUCAACAUCUGGUCGCACCUCGCUGGCGCCAUCGUCACCAUUCUCACAGCCCUGUAUGUUUAUGUGGUUGUUCGCCCGCGGUAUGAGGCUGCCAAUUCGUCGGAUGUGCUCGUCUUUGCGUGCUUCUUUGGGAGUGCCGUCGUGUGUUUGGGCAUGAGCGCUACGUAUCACGCCUUGACGGAUCAUAGCCAGGAGGUUGCCAAGUGGGGGAACAAGCUCGAUUAUACGGGCAUCGUGGCAUUGAUUGUGGGAAGUUAUGUGCCGGCGCUUUAUUACGGCUUCUUCUGCCAUCCGAUCUUGAUGGCUGAGUAUCUAAACCUGAUAUGUCUUCUUGGUCUUGGAUGUGUUAUCGUCUCCUGGGUUGAAAGGUUUAGGACGCCCGCUUGGAGGCCCUACCGCGCUCUCAUGUUUGAAAGGAUGAGCCUCAGCUGGGUCGUUCUGCAUGGCUUCAUGUACAUAUUCGGCGCAUUUCUCUACGCGAUUCGCUGGCCAGAGAGGAGCAACCCUGGCGCAUUCGACAUCUGGGGCCACUCCCAUCAGAUCUUCCACAUGUUUGUUGUACUCGCAGCAGCAACUCACUUCUACGGCAUGGCCAAGGCGUUUGAUCACCACCAUGAAGGCAUGGGCUCGCAGUGCUUAUCAUAG
Messenger RNA from Trichoderma breve, 873 nucleotides. Its product is annotated as hemolysin-III related domain-containing protein. The transcript is spliced from 4 exons. Gene Ontology annotation, cellular component: membrane. NCBI's taxonomy places the organism in Eukaryota, Fungi, Ascomycota, Sordariomycetes, Hypocreales, Hypocreaceae. Gene Ontology annotation, molecular function: signaling receptor activity. The record is from RefSeq and is a predicted model, not a curated record. Bases 1 to 873 code for a protein of 290 amino acids.